CAUCCGUCGAAUCUUCAAAAAAUAUCCGAGGAAAAUGGCGCUGGAAGGCUGCGUAUCCUCACUCCGCAGUAGCAUGCAGCUACUCGACUCCUCGAUCAACAUCCUCGACGAAGGUGUAAACGACUUCCCCCGCCUGGCCAAAGUCCUUCAAACCACCAGACACUUCGAACUCAUCUCCGAACCAGACCUCCACCAAGCCCAAGCAACCCUCCUCUCCGAAAUCCGACCCGAAGUAGAAUCCCUCCUCCUCCGCGUGCAAAACCACCUCGACAAGCUCGAGCGCCGCGAGCAAUCGCUCAUCGCCAAAUGCGAUCUCAACGACGGCCGGCUGGGCUCGACGUCGUCCUCGUCAGCAGCAGGGGAAUCCGCAUUCGCUACGGGUUCGGCAGGCGGUGCGGGGAAGAAGACAGGCGGGAAAGCGCUGACGGCGGUGCAGGAAAUGAAGUAUAAGCAGUUGAGGGCGAAGAAGCAGCGGUUGAGCUAUUCGGUGGAGACGCUGGAGUUGCAGGCUAAGCAGCGGGAGAGGCAGUUGCGGAUGAGCAUGGCGGCGCCGCAGCAGUUUUAUGACGAUGAUUGA
Periconia digitata is the source of this 577-nucleotide messenger RNA. The record is from the annotation of a GenBank genome assembly. Lineage: Eukaryota; Fungi; Ascomycota; Dothideomycetes; Pleosporales; Periconiaceae.